Paraglomus brasilianum is the source of this 498-nucleotide messenger RNA. The record is from the annotation of a GenBank genome assembly. Lineage: Eukaryota; Fungi; Glomeromycota; Glomeromycetes; Paraglomerales; Paraglomeraceae.
AUGUCUGUAUUCUACUCGACUGUCUCCCAAUCACUGAGCAAUGCACCCAUAGCAUAUGCAGCUACUCCCCUAAACAGUUCUACUGCCGUCGAAUCCACAAACCUAUGUCCUGGGAAACGAGCAAGAGAACUAGAACAAGGGGAGACAGAAAGACAUUACGCUGGAAUUACUCACGCUAGGGAUAUAGUAACUGAAAGUACCAGCAUAGCAGCAGACGGGAGAGAAUUCAAGAGACUAAGACGUGCCUUCGAGAGGGACAGUUUGAGUCCGUACGACAAUAUCAAUACUAUUCUCCAUCUUGCUCACCUUGCACGGCAUUCGCAUGUUGUUAAUGAGCUAGAAGGAGAUUUAGGUGAGAUGGAGAUUGAUGAAUCACCUGUCGGAGUAAGAUUGAUGGAAACUCCAAGAGAAAUUGCAGACAACCACUGCAACUAUGCACGGAUCAAUGCUGUCUUACGAGAAGCAUUUUUAAGGAGAAGGAAUAGCAACUCUGAUUGA